AUGUGCAUCGCGCUGAUCAGCAAUUAUCAAUUAGAGAUAUUAUUUGUCAAGUCGCUAAGAACAAUGGACCCUCUUAUCCUUGAAGUUUACCAGAACCGAGCGAUGAAGCUUUUGUUGACCACUUUGGCAAGGUGUCUUAUAGUGUCCAACUUCUUGGCAGAAGCCUUGUAUAUCAGCCAAAAUUGGUUCCUGCUGCGGAGUAUCCUGAGCAUGAGGUGGCACUGUGGCUAUUGGGUAGCCGGAGUCUAUAUCAGCCUCCAGGUGACGACGCAACUUACUGGGUCCCUGCUGCUCGUGGUCCAAAGGGAGAGAUUCUGGGCCACGGGAAUACUGUGGAUGGCGGCCCACAUGCGCCUGGCCGCCAAUCCGACGCUGUGGAGCCUGACCAGGUACAUGGAGCUCUGUGGACCGAUCAGCGCCCUCCUCCUAAUGAUGCUGAAUUCCAGAAGACAGGCUGUUGUCUCCUUUCUGCUGAUUACCUACCUUAACUUCAAGGAUCUGGAGUGCUUGUUGUGGCACAUCAUCUAUAAGUACGUCCUAAAGGUCCUGCUGGCCCUCGUAAUGGUGGGCUUCCGGUUGAAGAUUUCAGCCGGACUACUGGUCCUUCUAAUGGCCAUUCACUGCCUGGACACCCAUAUUUGGUGGGAUGCGUCCUUCGAAGGGAACUCAUUGGCCACGAGGGAUCUGAGGCGCUUCCACUUCUGGAACAAGGUCUCCGUUGCCGGGGGACUGAUCCUGACUGCCGUUACUACCCGAUAUAACUAUCACAUGUUUUAA
Messenger RNA from Drosophila rhopaloa, 777 nucleotides. RefSeq lists its product as uncharacterized. Bases 1 to 777 code for a protein of 258 amino acids. The transcript has 2 exons. The record is from RefSeq and is a predicted model, not a curated record. Lineage: Eukaryota; Metazoa; Arthropoda; Insecta; Diptera; Drosophilidae. Gene Ontology annotation, cellular component: membrane.